Mustela erminea (ermine) is the source of this 2700-nucleotide messenger RNA. RefSeq names its product SP100 nuclear antigen (gene SP100). NCBI's taxonomy places the organism in Eukaryota, Metazoa, Chordata, Mammalia, Carnivora, Mustelidae. Gene Ontology annotation, biological process: regulation of transcription by RNA polymerase II. The record is from RefSeq and is a predicted model, not a curated record. The transcript has 27 exons. The coding region runs from base 119 to 2566 and encodes 815 amino acids. Gene Ontology annotation, cellular component: nucleus. Gene Ontology annotation, molecular function: DNA binding; DNA-binding transcription factor activity, RNA polymerase II-specific; protein binding.
CAAUUCACAAACUUCCUGCUCUGGGCUCCUGCAGCCACCCUGAACCAGGCCGCGGGACGGAGGGUUCAGAGGCCACACUUGAGGCCCAGGCAGGGCCCAGGUGGGCCAGAGGGGGAAGAUGGCUGAUGGAGGCAGUGGCUUCAGCACCAGGACAUCCACGGAAGACCAGUACAAUGAUGACAGACUUGUCUAUGAGACUCUAUUCAAACACUUCAAAAGACACAAGGUGGAGAUUUCAAAUGCAAUAAAAAAGCCAUUUCCUUUCUUUGAGUGCCUCCGGGACCGUGAACUCAUCAGCAAUAAAAUGUAUGAUGAUUGUCAAGAUUCUUGUAGAAACCUGGUCCCUGUACCAAGAGUGGCGUAUAAUGUUCUCAAUGAACUGGAGAAGACAUUUGACCUGCCACUUCUGGAAGCAUUGUUCAGUGAGGUCAACAGGCAAGAAUACCCUAAUUUAAAUCACAUUUACAAGAGCUUCGAAUUUGCAAUCCAAGAGAAAAUUAAUUACCAAGAAAGUGACGAAGAAGAGGUGGACAACAGUCCUAAUACCCAGCUGAGCAUUGAACAAGGAACUGGUGAAAACUGUUAUCAAAGCCUGACCUCGUCGUGCCCCCAAUCCUCAUCUUAUCACGGUACAGCCCCAUCCAAAAAUGGGCCCUUGGAGAACCUCUGCGAAGCAGAGCAGAUAAAUGGAAACAGAACAGAUACAACCAGUGACAAAAAUGAUGCACAAGAAGUCCAACAAGCAAAUGAGGAAUAUGCCCAAGAAUCUGAGCCAGCAGAGUCCUGUGAACAAGAACCCAUCCAAGUGAAUAACGGAGACACAAGAGAAGACACACCCAUCCCAUUGCCCUGUGAUGGAAAAAGCUCACCGCUAUCCAACCAUGGAAUCCAAGUCAAUUCCUGUUCUGUGCAUCUGGUGGAUAUAAAGAAGGAAAAACCAUUUUUCAGCUCGACACUUAACCAGGCAUCUGACGUAAUAGUGAUCAGCAGUGACUCGGAAGAAACCAGUGAUGAAGACAAGGCCCCAGAAGACUCCAUGUCAACACUGGAAAGUGGACCUGCAAAAAGAUUUGUUGAGUAUUUGGAAUCCAGUGAGGAUGAGGGACCCCCAAGAGCCUCGUGUUUCGUACUGAGAAGUGAUACUGAUGAGGAGGAUCCUGUGGAUAUUGGAAACAAAUCUCUUUGGGGGAUACCCAAGAGGAAAAGAUGCCUCAAAAAGUUCAAUGGAAUUUUGUUUCUUUCUGCAGGGAUCAGCAGUGCUAACUAUUCAGAAUUAAGUGAUACAGAAGAACCUCAGGAAUCUUCUAGCUCAGUCCUAAGAAGUGGGUCAGGAGCAGAGCCACAAGGACUUGGAAGUGCAAAGUGUUCCUGUGUCAUGUGUUUUUCAGAAGGUAUUUCAAGAGACCAAGGAGAAAGGACUGAGAGUAGCCAAGCAUCUGACAUAAUGGAUACCGUGGAUAUUGGAAACAAUUCUACUUCGGGAAAACACAAUGAGAAAAUAAGAAGAAAGAGAAGACAUAUACAUAAAAAAAGCAAUCUCCAAAAAGUGAGAAGGAGAGGCAGACAUAGAAUCCAAACUCUGAGUAACAGAGCCUUAUGGAACAGAGGCAAACAAAAAGGGAGAAAACCAGUCAUCACCAGGUCUUUGAGAAGAGGCAGAAAAAGAGGUCCAAGAAUUCCCAAAGAUACAAGUAUAAAUUUUUACCUUCUGGAACUUCCUGUGACCUGUGGAGAGGCAAAGGGGACUUUAUAUAAGGAGAAAAUGAUACAAGGAACCUCAGAGAAGUGUAUACAGGGUGUGGAUGGAAGGUGGUUCACCCUCAGGGAAUUUGAAGUUGAAGGAAACUACUCACGAUCCAAGAACUGGAAGACAAGUGUGAGAUGUGGCGGAUUCACCCUGAAAGACCUGAUUAAGAAAAAAUAUCUACCAGAGCCACCAAGAAGAAGAAGAAGAAAACAGACAACACCAGAGCCUAGCAAGGACUUUUUUGACCCUUAUCCGGGAAACUCAAAUAUAUGUGAGGUGUGCCGUCGACCUGGAAAGCUGUUCUGCUGUGAUACUUGUCCAAAGUCCUUUCAUGAGACAUGCCACAUCCACCAUAUAGAUGUUAACCGGGAACCAUGGAGUUGCAUCUUCUGCAUGAUAAAGGCUCUUCAACCAAGUCAACAAUGUCACCAGAUAUCUGAGGUCUUACAGAGGCGGAUGGUGCCUGAGGAACAGUUGAAAUGUGAAUUUGUCCUCUUGAAGGUCUACUGCUGUUCAAAAAGCCCCUUUUUUGCCUCAAGACCACAUUAUAGUAACAAUGCAUCUCAUGGCCCAACAAAACUCAUGUGGUUAAACAAAAUCAAGAAAAAGCUGAAUAAGAAACUGUACCUCCGAGUGAAGGGGUUCGUGCAGGACAUGUGUCUCAUCUUUGAGAACCACAGGGCUUUUUACAAGGACAACCAGAAAUUUAUCAAGCUUGGACUUCAGCUAGAGGCCAUAUUUAUGAAUACUUUUGGGAACAUUUUUGCGAUUCAGGAAAUAAGAGAGCACAAUUUUCAGUUGGAUCCCACUCUUUCCUAAAGUAGCCCACCCCUCACCCCCCAACAGUUUUUUUUAAUGCUCACAUAUCUUUAUUUUUUUUAUUGUGUUACAUCAAUCAUCAUACAGUACAUCAUUAGGUAUUUUAUUUUUUCAGUGUCCCAAGAUUAAUUGUU